AUGGUUCGCAGCUCUGUCGCUUCUCUCAUGGCUGUGGCAUUGUGCGCAUACGCCUUGACGGCGGACCCUGGCGGCCAGAAAAACGUCGGCAACGGACAAGGGGGGCAGUUCAUCACCGGGCGUUGCCUUAACAACGCCGACUGCGCGUCGAACUGCUGCGCCCAGGUGAACGGCGGCCAAGGCGUCUGCUCCGGCCCACAAGCCGCUUUCCAGCAGGGCCGGGAACGGGUGUCGGGCCCAGCAGCCAACAACGCCCUGCAUGAACAAUAA
Molecule: messenger RNA, 270 nt
Organism: Hirsutella rhossiliensis
Lineage: Eukaryota; Fungi; Ascomycota; Sordariomycetes; Hypocreales; Ophiocordycipitaceae
Exons: 3
Coding region: 1-270 (89 amino acids)
Source: RefSeq, a predicted model, not a curated record